Molecule: messenger RNA, 945 nt
Organism: Penicillium cosmopolitanum
Lineage: Eukaryota; Fungi; Ascomycota; Eurotiomycetes; Eurotiales; Aspergillaceae
Product: putative catechol dioxygenase
Exons: 1
Coding region: 1-945 (314 amino acids)
Biological process (GO): catechol-containing compound metabolic process
Molecular function (GO): catechol 1,2-dioxygenase activity; ferric iron binding
Source: RefSeq, a predicted model, not a curated record
AUGUCGACUAACUCCCGCUUCGACCCCAACUUCACCCCCUAUGUGGUUAACGCCAUGGGUCCCAACACUCCCGAGCGUGCUCGCGUGAUCCUGGGUUCCCUCAUUACUCACAUUCACGACUUCGCUCGUGAGGUCGAGUUGACUCCCGCUGAGUGGAUGAUGGGUGUUGAGUUCAUCAACUCCAUUGGCAAGAUCAGCACCCCCAUUCGCAACGAGUGCCACCGUAUCUGCGAUGUGAUCGGUCUCGAGUCACUGGUCGAUGAGAUCGCCAACAAGAUCGUCACCGAGAAGGGCGAGUCCCCCACCUCCAACGUUAUUCUGGGCCCCUUCUGGUCCCCCAACGCUCCCUUCCGCGCUCUCGGCGACUCCAUCAUUCAGGACCCCAAGCCCAACGGUCAGGUCACCUACAUGCACGGUGUUCUCACCGAUAUGGAGACCGGUGCUCCCAUCGUCGGCGCUGUUCUGGAUAUCUGGCAAGCUUCCGCCAACGGCCAGUACGAUUUCCAGGACCCCACUCAGUCCGAGAACAACCUUCGCGGCAAGUUCCGUUCCAACGAGAAGGGCGAGUUCUACUGGUACUGCUACCACCCUACCCCUUACUCCCUGCCUACCGAUGGCCCCGCCGGUGUCCUCCUCAAUAUCAUGGACCGCUCCCCCAUGCGUCCCGCCCACAUCCACCUGAUGGUCACCCAUCCCGACUACGCCACUGUCAUCAACCAGAUCUACCCCUCCGAUGACCCUCACCUGGACAUCGACUCCGUCUUCGCUGUCAAGGAUGACCUCGUUGUUGACUUCAAUCCCAAGACCGAUGACCCCAAGGCCACUCUGGAUAUGAACUACCCCAUCACCAUGGCCCUGAAGAAGCACCACCCCAACCCCAACUCGGCCCCUCCCGUCUCCUCCUUCGAGCGCUUCAACAAGGCCGGUUCCCAGCAGAAGCUGUAA